Molecule: messenger RNA, 1682 nt
Organism: Columba livia (rock pigeon)
Lineage: Eukaryota; Metazoa; Chordata; Aves; Columbiformes; Columbidae
Product: motor neuron and pancreas homeobox 1
Exons: 3
Coding region: 444-1469 (341 amino acids)
Biological process (GO): spinal cord motor neuron cell fate specification; central nervous system development; regulation of DNA-templated transcription
Cellular component (GO): nucleus
Molecular function (GO): sequence-specific double-stranded DNA binding; DNA-binding transcription factor activity, RNA polymerase II-specific
Source: RefSeq, a predicted model, not a curated record
UCCAGCUGCUGCAACCACAGACCUGCUUCUCCAUAGAGGGGCUCUAAGGAAUGCAAGACUGGCUCUGGAUCAGGACGAUGGGCGCAGUCUCCUGGGCAGUGGGUCUUGCAGGCUGGUGGGACUCCCUGGGUGUGGACCGGUGCUUGCCUGGCUUGUGAGGCUGGGGAAAGGACAGACCAGUCCUGGUCAGGCCCCAGAGUGUCCUUGCUGUGGCUGGGGGAUGAGGAAGCCGGAGGAGGGAGGCCGGUGGGGAGUCUGGCCUGGGCCCGCGGGGAGGCAGGCGGGGCGGGGGGCCGGCGCGGAGCCAAUGGAGAGCUGGGGCAGGUGGAGGGGGGGUUAAAACCCCCCCGUUGGCGGCAGGCGAGCGAGUGCCCGGGAGGAGGAGCGGAAAGGAGGGCUGCCCCCGAGGGCAGCCGCGCGGAGCGGCGGGGCCCCGCGGGUGGAUGCCCGCCGGUGCCGGCCCGGGUCUGCCGGGCCGGGCUGGGCUGGGCUGUGCCCUGACAGGGGAACGGCGGAGUGCCAGGCGGCCCGGCGGCUCCGCACGGAGCUGGGCCACGCACAAACCCAUGGAGAAGUCUCAAAACUUCCGCAUCGAGGCGCUCCUGGCUGAGGAGCCGGCGCGAAGCGCAACCCCGCCGGGGCUGAGCCCCGGGAGCCCCGCCGCGAGCCCCGGCCCCGCCGGGCGCUCCGACACCCCCUCGCCGCGGGCACCCCCGGCCACUGCGUCCCUCGCCCCGUCCGGCUUCGUCCCCAAGCCCGGCUUGCUGCACCUCCCCGGCCCCGGCCUCGGCGCCCUGCCGGCCCUCUACCCUCCUGCUGUGUACUCGCUCCCUUCCCUCGGCGGCCAGCACCCCGCUUUCGCCUACACCGGCAUCCCCCACCUGCCGCCGCCCGGCGCGGAGCACCUGAAGGCGGCUGUGGCCGGCUCCUUCCCGCUGGAGCAUUGGAUCCGAGCCGGGGUGCUUGUGCCCAGGCUUUCCGACUUCCAUGCCGUCUCGCAGUCUGGCUUGAUGGGGAAGUGCCGCCGGCCCCGCACAGCCUUCACCAGCCAGCAGCUCCUGGAGCUGGAGAACCAGUUCAAGCUCAACAAGUACCUGUCCAGACCCAAGCGCUUUGAGGUGGCCACGUCGCUGAUGCUCACCGAGACACAGGUGAAGAUCUGGUUCCAGAACCGCCGCAUGAAGUGGAAGCGGAGCCGCAAAGCCAAGGAGCAGGGGGCUCAGGUGGAAGCUGAGAAGCCACGGGGGCUCAGCAAAGCCUGCGAGAAGCUGCUGCCCAGCGAGACCCAGGGACAGCCUUCCGAAAGCCCUGAGUUCAAGGGGCGCAGCACCGGCUCAGGCUUCCUGCACUGCAGCACCGCUGAGCUGGGCUACGGCCUGGACUCCUCCUGCUCGGGGGGUGAGGAAGACGAGGAAGAGGAGGAGGAUGAGAUGGGUGCCAUGGAGAGGAAGAUGGACUCGGUGUUGUGAAAGAUGGCUGGAGUUGCCUGGGGAGAGGGGCUGGGCUGCGGUGUCGGGGUCUCUUUGCUGGCAGACACAGACUGUGCCCAGGCAGAGCAGUGAGGGCUGCAGGGCACCUGCCCCUCUCCUUUAACUUAUGUGUGGUUGAGUCCUAUUUAACUUGUAAUUAUUCUUCUGUGUGUAUCUGGGGGAGUCCCCACAUUCCUACCCUAUAAAGCUGUU